Messenger RNA from Penicillium samsonianum, 225 nucleotides. RefSeq names its product Aldehyde dehydrogenase N-terminal. Gene Ontology annotation, molecular function: oxidoreductase activity, acting on the aldehyde or oxo group of donors, NAD or NADP as acceptor. The coding region runs from base 1 to 225 and encodes 74 amino acids. Lineage: Eukaryota; Fungi; Ascomycota; Eurotiomycetes; Eurotiales; Aspergillaceae. The transcript has a single exon. The record is from RefSeq and is a predicted model, not a curated record.
AUGGAUCCUUUGUCCGACCCACCUGUUCCUAGCGACACGAGAGGACGAAAAAGCGAUGAAGAGGAGCCUGGAACCGCUGGAUUUAACUGCACUAGCCCAACUACAGCUCACGAUAUGCCAUUUGGAGGGUACAAGUGCAGUGGACUCGGCCGGGAGGGAUGGGUUGUCAGCUUUAAAAACGUCCUUAAGGGAAAGCCCAUUGUUGAAAAGGUUGACAUGGCCUGA